Molecule: messenger RNA, 2010 nt
Organism: Rhodotorula toruloides NP11
Lineage: Eukaryota; Fungi; Basidiomycota; Microbotryomycetes; Sporidiobolales; Sporidiobolaceae
Exons: 5
Coding region: 1-2010 (669 amino acids)
Source: RefSeq, a predicted model, not a curated record
AUGGGCAAAGCAGAAGAAGCGGGCUUCUCCCUGGUACCGUACGACGAGAAGGCGUCAACCGUGCGGGACUGGCAAUACGGAGAAGUCGAGGGGGACCGUGAUACGCGUCUACUCCCGUGGGCCAAGAUUAUCAUCUCGCCGUCUUUGCGAGACCCGAAUCGCCAGUUCAACCCGCUCACGGUCUUCAACUUCGAGGCGAGGGUCGAGCCUGCUUUUAUGCCCAUGCGGAUCGAGGCGCGCAUCGUUGGUGUCGCCAGGGCCCGCUCCUCGAACCACUCGCGGAAACACCAAUUCCUCUCCGUCUCGUCGCCUCCCGCAACGCUCGACAGUCCCGACUCCUGCAUCGCCCACUUCCAGGUCCAGCUCUCGCCGUCCUGUACCUGUGACUGCAAGCCUCCGCCUCUGCCGACUCUCGACAAGCCCGAGUUGGUUGCGCGCGAUCCGGACGGGAACAGGCUCAAGCGUACCGAUUCCGACUCGGAAGACUCGGACGACGAGUCGAUCAGCUCGGAUUGCUCGAUGUGCGGCCGUGAACAGGGCGACGGGUGUGCGCAUCUCGCGCUUCGACUGCCUCCGACGUUCGAGUCGGAAACGGAAGGGUACAGCGUGACCUACACGCUCGAGAUUGUGGGAGAGCUGGGCAAGCCUAGCAAGGGCAAAGGGAAGGGCAAGGCGCUGUUCGGAUUCGGAGGCGACAACUUCAAGGUCCUGAAGGAGUACCGAUUCGAGAUUCCGCUCAGGGUGAAGAUUUUACCGCUGCCUCGCCCUACGGAGACGUCCGCGCAGCUGUUCAGGGAGAACGCCGAGUUUUUCUACAGGGCCGCCACCGGUGCUGUACAAUCCAAGUACAUCGACCCACCGGCACACGCUCUAGGCGACCUACAACCUCGACGACUCUCGCUGCACUACGAGAUCGCGACCAAGUGGCCGGUCAAGCGCCAACCGUCCGAACAGGUCUACAUCGGCAGCCAACGCUUCGACCGAGCCGAGAUUGACGGUCCCCGCCCCUGCAUACACUGGUGGAUCGACGUCAACUUUGGCAAGCACAGCGUCGAAGUCGGCAACGAGCUGCUCGAGAAGUUGCGGGCGACCCCGACGUCCGUCUCGCUCGAGGUCAAGCGGGUCAUGACUGCUCGCUCGACGCAUACCGGUCUCGCGGUCGACAAGCCCGACGAAUGGCCGAUGGAGCUAUCGGACGCGCCGGGCUACCUCGAUUUGCGGGAGGGAAAUGCGAGGCUGGCGGAAGAGGGAGACGGGCAAGUGCGGCUUUGGCUGCACUUUGAGGGCGAGACAAAGGUGUCGCCGAGCUGGGUUGGCGAUCCUACGAGUGCGCCCGUCUUGCGGACCUGCAUCUUUGACGUCCACUACGACCUCCACGCCACCUUCCACCUCGGAGCGCUCGAUGACCCGUUGCACAUCAAGUGCCAAGACGUCCGCCUCGACUUGCCCGCCUCGCUUAAAGACCUGAUCCGGCUCGCGAAGAAGACGCCUGCUGCGACAGACGCCGACCAGCUUCCCGAAGGCGGCGGGACGCUUGCACCGAUGCCUCGAACACCGGCGAAACUGUCGAAGGAGAAGAAGGGCGCCGUGGAGACGACGAACUCGCCCGUCGCUUAUCGUGCUCGCGAGUCGGGCCUGCCCGACUUCUCCUCCGCCGGUCCUUCGGGCACGUCGACGUCCGCGGCGCCAUUGACGACUCGCAUGGCAGAUCUUGAUGUCAACGGCGACGAUCCGCCUGCGUACGACCAAGUCAUAGCUGCGCCUGGAGUUGUCGACCACCUCCCUCCGUCCGCUUCGACGUCCUCCGCUCCCGCCUACACAGCGUCUUCGACCUCCUCGACAGCAUUGGUAUCUCAGCGAGGCGGCAGCCGGGUUCUGAGGCGCCUCUUCGGGCGACGAGCGUCGGAACAAGCGGAUCGCGCGGAACAGCCGACGCAGGGAGUGUCUUCGGGAGCAGGGCAGGAACAACCGCCGAGCUGGCUCGAUGCGGUGACGGAGAAGAAGGCGUAG